AUGGCCGAAAACGCAGCAAAGAGACUCAAGAUGUCACCCGUCACCAUUGGCACCCACAAUGGCCACUUCCACGCCGAUGAGGCCCUCGCCGUGCACAUGUUGCGCAAGCUGCCCACCUACCACGACUCCCAGCUGAUUCGCACCCGCGAUCCCAAGCUCCUCGAAACCUGCCACACCGUCGUCGAUGUCGGCGGCGAGUACGACGACGGCAAGAAGCGCUACGACCACCACCAGCGCGGCUUCGCCACCACCUUCCCCGGCAAGAACACCAAGCUCUCCAGCGCUGGUCUCGUCUUUAUGCACUUUGGCAAGGCCAUCAUCGCCCAGAAGCUCAGCGAGGGCGCCGAGAACCCCGUUGCCGAGGACAGCGCCGAAGUCGAGCUGCUGUGGAACAAGCUGUACGAGAGCUUCGUCGAGGCCCUGGACGCCCACGACAACGGCAUCUCCGUCUACGACCCCAAGGCUGUCGCUGCCGCCGGUCUCGAGAAGCGCUUCAGCGAGGGCGCCUUCACCCUCGGCUCCGUCGUCGGCCGCCUGAACCCCAACUGGAACGAUCCGGUCCCCUCUGACCCCGUCGAGGCCCAGAAGCUCGAGGACGAGCGUUUCAUCAAGGCCAGCCGCCGCAUCGGCGAGGAGUUUGACGCCGACCUGGACUACUACACCAAGGCCUGGCUGCCCGCCCGCGCCGUCGUGCAGGCCGCCUUCGAGAAGCGUACCCAGUACGACCCCCAGGGCCGCGUGCUCGUCCUCGAGGGCCAGAGCGCACCCUGGAAGGACCACCUCUACUCCCUCGAGGGAGGCAACCCCUCGGUGGUGUACGUCCUGUACCCUGAGAAGCCGACUCCCGAUGCCAAGUGGCGUGUGCAGGCGGUGCCUGUCACCAAGGACUCUUUCGAGAGCCGCAAGCCCUUGCCUGAGGCGUGGCGCGGAUUCAGAGAUGCGGAAUUGGACGGCAUCUCUGGCAUCCCCGGCUGCGUCUUUGUCCACGCUGCGGGCUUCAUUGGAGGAAACAAGACUUUUGAGGGCGCCAAGGAUAUGGCGAUCAAGGGUCUGGAUCUGUGA
This is a messenger RNA of Colletotrichum fioriniae, 1062 nucleotides long. RefSeq lists its product as uncharacterized. Lineage: Eukaryota; Fungi; Ascomycota; Sordariomycetes; Glomerellales; Glomerellaceae. The record is from RefSeq and is a predicted model, not a curated record. Gene Ontology annotation, cellular component: cytoplasm; nucleus.